Neltuma alba is the source of this 1930-nucleotide messenger RNA. Its product is annotated as 3-ketoacyl-CoA synthase 6-like. Lineage: Eukaryota; Viridiplantae; Streptophyta; Magnoliopsida; Fabales; Fabaceae. The transcript has a single exon. Gene Ontology annotation, biological process: fatty acid biosynthetic process. The record is from RefSeq and is a predicted model, not a curated record. Bases 112 to 1605 code for a protein of 497 amino acids. Gene Ontology annotation, molecular function: acyltransferase activity, transferring groups other than amino-acyl groups. Gene Ontology annotation, cellular component: membrane.
CACUGGAUAUCAUCAAUACCUUCCUCUGCAUCGCCAUAACCCACAUAUUUUCCUUCCCAUAAUCUCCAAUUCUCCAUCUCAACAAAACAACCAGACCAGGCCGCAAACAACAUGCCUCCUAUGUUGCCGGAAUUCUCCAGCUCCGUCAAGCUCAAGUACGUCAAACUAGGUUACCAGUACUUAGUUAACCACAUUAUCACCCUCACUCUCAUCCCUAUCAUGGUCGCCAUCUUUAUCGAGGUCUUACGUUUGGGCCCUUCCGAGAUUUUGAACCUCUGGAAAUCUCUCCACUUCGACCUCGUUCAGAUUCUCUGUUCCGCUUUCCUCAUCAUCUUCAUGGCCACUCUCUAUUUCAUGUCCAAGCCUCGUACCAUAUACCUCGUCGAUUAUUCCUGCUUCAAGCCCCCCGUCACGUGCCGUGUCCCUUUCUCUACCUUCAUGGAACAUUCCAGACUCAUCCUCAGGAGCAACCCUAAGUCCGUCGACUUCCAGAUGAGGAUUCUUGAGCGUUCUGGACUCGGAGAAGAAACCUGCUUGCCUCCGGCGAUUCACUAUAUUCCUCCAAAACCUACCAUGGAAGCUGCCAGAGCGGAGGCCGAGCUGGUCAUUUUCUCCGCCAUGGAUUCUCUCUUCAGAAAGACCGGGCUCAAACCCAAAGACAUAGACAUCCUCAUAGUGAACUGCAGCCUCUUCUCUCCCACCCCUUCUCUGUCCGCCAUGAUUAUAAACAAAUACAAACUCAGAAGCAACAUCAAGAGUUUCAAUCUCUCCGGCAUGGGCUGUAGCGCGGGGCUGAUUUCAAUCGACUUAGCUCGCGAUCUUCUUCAAGUUCAUCCAAAUUCAAAUGCUGUGGUCGUGAGCACCGAAAUUAUUACCCCUAAUUAUUACCAAGGCAACGAGAGAGCCAUGCUUCUCCCCAACUGUCUUUUCCGAAUGGGCGGCGCAGCGAUCCUCCUAACGAACCGCGGGUCCGAGCGCCGGCGAGCCAAGUACAGAUUGAUCCACGUUGUACGGACGCACAAAGGAGGCGAUGACAAGGCGUACCGGUGCGUGUUUGAAGAAGAGGACAAAGAAGGAAAGGUCGGGAUUUCUCUCUCCAAGGAUCUGAUGGCCAUAGCAGGAGAAGCACUGAAGUCGAACAUAACGACGAUGGGGCCGUUGGUUCUUCCGGCGUCGGAGCAGCUCCUUUUCCUCUUGACUCUGAUCGGAAGGAAAAUCUUUAACCCCAAGUGGAAGCCAUAUAUCCCAGACUUCAAGCAAGCGUUCGAGCAUUUCUGCAUCCACGCCGGAGGUAGGGCGGUGAUCGAUGAGUUGCAGAAGAAUCUACAGCUUUCGGCGGAGCACGUGGAGGCGUCGAGGAUGACACUUCACCGGUUCGGAAAUACAUCGUCGUCGUCGCUGUGGUACGAACUGAAUUACAUAGAAUCGAAGGGAAGGAUGAAGAAAGGAGAAAGAGUGUGGCAGAUAGCGUUCGGAAGUGGAUUUAAGUGUAACAGUGCGGUGUGGAAAUGUAACAGAACAAUCAAGACGCCGAUUGAGGAUAGUCCCUGGGCAGAUUGCAUUGAUCGGUACCCAGUUCAUAUUCCUGAGAUCGUUAAGCUCUAGGCAACCAAAGUUCAAGAAGAACGGGGUUGAUUGUUCGUUGGCCUCACUGCAAUUGUAGUUGCUGAUGAUGAUGAUGAUCUGUCAUACUUCUUCACUGCUUUUACUCGCCAGAAUUAUUAUUAUCUCUUAUUUAUUUUGUGUUUCCUGAUCUUUGCGCCAUAGGAGAAAAAAAAAAAAUCAAUGUAGUCUCUGGUCAUACAUAUGAUUAUUCAGAUUUGAUCUGUAGAUCAACUCUGACGUGUUGUAUGUGAACACCAGACUCUUGAGUCAUAUUUGUUAUCCCACUUUUUUUGAGAAAAUAUUUAUUUUUCUUUGAGGAGAAUUA